AUGCCUCAGGCGAGGCGACGAAAGCCGCACCGGGCGGCGCCCGGUCACAGCAGUGCGACUCCAAAUCUAGACAGCCAGAGACCUUCGCUUCCCGCUCGGGCUGAUGCAGUCUCCGCAGACUCCGAGAAUCUCGAGCGUCGCCCGUCGCCGGCCUCUCUCCUGCAUCCCGCCCUGAAGCAUCCGGCGGGAGUCCAUCAGACCGCUUCGACCGCCAUUCCCACGGGAAUUACUUCCAUUCCCACGGGAAUUACUUCGAUUCCCGCGGGGAUUACUUCCUUUGACGACAGAAGUCCGUCGGCGGGGUGUCGGCGGCCAUCGCCUAGCUCCUUUCCUUCCUCGACGGACGCGUCCGUCGCGUACUUCUCUGCUGAAGCAGGCCCUUCGACCGCUCCCCGCGCGCUCGCGUCCGGCCACGCACUAGGAACGCCUGCACAGAUCCCUGGCGACUCCCGCCACGCGCCGUGCAAAGGCAAGGCAGACGCGCAACCUCGAGACAGCACGCAGUGCCCGUCGUCGCUCAGCGGCCUCCCGAGCCCCGCUACAGUUCUCCUGUCCUGCGGCGCGGUCGUGCUGACGUGGCUCCAAGACCCCCUCGUGACUCUGGUCGCCUCAGCUGUCACCGCAGCUUCCCCUUCGCUGCCUGUCUCCGCAACGACCGACGCGGCGCUCGCAGAGACUCUGGACAGCGCGGCGGCGAGCCGCAAUGUGGCAGUGGCUGCUGUCGGCGUCAGUGGGCAACUGUGCGACGGUCUCGCAGCCUUGACGAUCGGAAUCGGCAUUGCAACGGCGGUCUUGUGCUCCUCGGCCUCAAAGAAAAACGAAACUUCGUCAGAGGCUGUGAACACGGCCUCCAUUCGAAACGCGCCCUCGCCGCUCCAGUCUGACUCCGAAAACCGCGCUGUACCUGUUGCCGGUGCACUGCGUUCGGAGGAUGGCUCCACGGCCAAACUGCGGACCGAACAGCAUCGCGGAGGCUUUGACUCGAGCGAAGACGCAGCCUCAAUUCCGAAACGGAGUGGUGCGCCUGGCGACUCGCGAGACAUCAUCUGCCUCAGGAAAUGCAUUGUGGGCGUGUGGAUCAGCGCGUAUACCGGUGCACUCCUCAGUCUGCUCCUCUUCUUCGCAAUGGGCUCGUUGCUAGCCUUUUUCUUUUCGGCGUCUUCGUCCCCUCUUCUGCUGUUUCUUACACGCAAGUGCAUCUCGAUCCGGCUGCUCUCGCUUCCCUUCUCGAUCAUCUCCCUGACGACGAAGGCCGCACUGCUGGCCCUGCGGGAUCCUCUUCCUCCUAUCCUGUCCGCCGUUGCCGCAGCCGCCUCCAUUCCGCUUCUCCUCGUUGCCAGCUUCUUCUCUGACUACCUGCGGUCUCUCAGCGACGCUGCGUCGUCCUUUCUUCCGUCGUGGACGCAAGACCUGUCCCCCCCUUUCGCAGCCGAAGAGCCCUCGCGACUCGCUGCACAGGUUUUCGAGAACGGCCUGACAGCAGCAGAAGCGGCGGACUACCACCGAAUUCGGUCCUUUGCCUUCAUUGUGGUCUUCACCCAGAUGACUGUGGCGUUCCUUCUUCUCGGGCGACUCCUUCAACUAACGCUGGCGGCUGUUAGAAGCCAGAGAGAUACUGGGGCGGAGGGAGGCGCCCAGGAUGCAGGCACGACAGAGUUCGAGAGACGCGAACGUUCGAAGGGAACAAACCGGUUUCUGCAGCAUCCAGAAGGAAAGGAUACACCGUGUAAGCAGACGGAGGACGAGCGGAGUUUCUUGGUAACAUUGCUACAGCUGCCGACAAACCUGGAGCUUCUGGAGUUCUCCCCCUUCCUCGCGAGUUGCCUCGUCCAGAGUUUUGUCAGAGUUGUUCUCUACUCCACCAUGAUGAAAGUCGCCGCGUCUUGGGGGGUCAAAGCCCUCGCGGCUCAUCAGGUUGCCUCGAGUGUUUACACGGUUCACGGCCUGCCGUGUGAAGCAUUGGCACAAGUCACCCAGUCCGUUUUGCGCAACGCAGAAUGUCUGGCUUCCGAAACCAGCGGGGCGGCACCGAAGCAAGCGGCGUCGGCAGACGGUGCGCGGCCCGCAUGCACGGGACACGUCCCUUCCGAAGGUCGCGACCGUUCCGCGUCCGUGUCGGAGAAGCGCCCGACGACGCAGGGUCUUCUCUGUGGCGGCAACAGUCUAGUCUGCGGGACAAAAGAAAGCACGCCGCUCGACUUGACCGCGCGUCGCGCUGCAGUCAUGCGCCGCGUGCACCGCCGACUGCUCUGCACAGCGGGAUGGAUGGGGCUCGCUGCGGCAGCGUCGGCUGCUUGUGUCGGCGUCUCGUUCUGCUUUCGUCUGCAUUCCUCGAGCCGCGGCUUGGCUGUGACUCUGCUGGCUCUCUGCCUCGCCAGCACGCCAGCCCUCGCCGUCCUGCCUGUCACUGCCGCUCUCGAGGGCCUUCUUCUUCACGCGAAGCGACUGCGAACGAUCGCGUGUGCCUACGUGGUGUCGCUGCCUUUGCCGCUGGUGCUUCUGCUGCACGCGCAUGUCUCGGGGCCUGGCGACAGGGAUCACCAGGCUGUCUCGGCUGACGGUGAGCCUCCUGGCGCGUCGCCUGGAGAACGUGACGCCGGAGACGCCUACAACGACGCUCCAAGCUACGGUGCGGCCCUCGUGUGGCUCUUGCCUCUCGUGUACAACAUCGGAAGAGCCGGAGUGUACGGCCUUGCGUGGUGCCGCGCGCGGUACGAAGCUGAUGUGGCAGAAAAGGAGAGGAUGGCCAGCCAACAAAGCAGAGGCGAUGCCCUAUGUUAG
Molecule: messenger RNA, 2781 nt
Organism: Neospora caninum
Lineage: Eukaryota; Apicomplexa; Conoidasida; Eucoccidiorida; Sarcocystidae
Exons: 5
Coding region: 1-2781 (926 amino acids)
Source: RefSeq, a predicted model, not a curated record